Molecule: messenger RNA, 2671 nt
Organism: Cynoglossus semilaevis (tongue sole)
Lineage: Eukaryota; Metazoa; Chordata; Actinopteri; Pleuronectiformes; Cynoglossidae
Gene: mettl15
Product: methyltransferase 15, mitochondrial 12S rRNA N4-cytidine
Exons: 6
Coding region: 189-1376 (395 amino acids)
Biological process (GO): rRNA base methylation
Molecular function (GO): rRNA (cytosine-N4-)-methyltransferase activity
Source: RefSeq, a predicted model, not a curated record
AUUUACUUAUAAGUGCGAACACCGAGUUUUCGGUACGGUUAGAGGUGUAACCGACGUAAACGUGGCCUUAAGACGACAACACACCCGUUUUUUGAGUAGACCACGUGUUUCAAAUAAGUGUUGAUAACAGCCCUGGUACAACACAAACAUUGACUGAUGAUGUUAGUUUUCUACCAAAGACACUUAAGAUGUUUUUGGACGAUUUGGAAAGCGUCAUGUUUGUGCGCUGCAAUCCGAUGCUGUGGAAAACCAGCUUGGCAUGGCAAAGACUAAGGAGGUCAUGGAUUUUAAGCCUGCACUCUUCCACCGCAAGAGCAUUCUCAGGUCCUUGUUGCCAGGAUCCAUGUAAAGAGUCAUCGUCCUUUUCAACUGAAAAGCUUCCUCACACACCCGUCAUGGUCAAAGAGGUGCUUGAAUUCUUAGACCUUAAACCUGGUCAGGUGGUCCUGGACAUGACAUUUGGAGGUGGCGGUCAUACCACAGCAAUCGUGAACACGGUCCCUGAAGUCAAAGUGCUGGCCUUAGACCGAGACCCCCAAGCAUACGCCCUGGCCCAGCGGUUAGCAGAGGAACACCGUGGUGUGAAACCACUGCUUGGCAGAUUCAGUGAGCUGGAGGUCCUGCUGUCCGACAUGAACAUUCAGCCGUGCAGCAUUGAUGCCGUCUUGAUGGACGCCGGCUGCUCCUCCAUGCAGAUGGAUCAGUCAGACAGAGGCUUCUCCCUGAGCAGAGACGGGCCGUUGGAUAUGAGAAUGGAUGGAGACAGGUACCUCGACGUGCCCUGCGCUGCUGACGUUGUGAAUACCUUGGAUCAACAGGCUCUUGCAUCCAUCCUCACUGCAUAUGGGGAAGAAAGACACGCCAGGAAAAUAGCUUCAGCCAUUGUAAUGGCACGCCGUGUCAACCCCAUCACCAGGACACAGCAGCUGGCCAGCGUGGUAGCAGGAUCACUUCCUGCUGCCGUUGCCUACGCGCGUAAAGACCGACUGCACAGACCUGCGCACGUCGCCACCAAGACGUUCCAAGCUUUACGCAUCUUUGUGAACGACGAGAUGAACGAACUCCACGCCGGCCUGCGCGCGGCCCAGGCCGUGCUGAGGCCGGGAGGACGCCUGUGUGUGAUCACCUUUCACUCACUCGAAGACAGACUGGUCAAGCGUUUCCUCAGGGGAGACGAUUUGUCAAACCUAGAUCAGCAUCACUUCAGCCCGAAGAAGCAAAAAGGCAGGAAAGAAAAACCGCAGGAUGAGAACGGAGACGGUGGAAGGGCUGUCUGGCUCCCCCUGCAAAGAAAGGUCACGGUCCCAAAGAAGGACGAUGUGAUUGACAAUCCACGAGGACGCUCUGCUAAACUCAGGGCGGCAACGAAAUGUUAACAAUGUUCUUGUUUUUUUGUUUUUUUUAAAUUAAUCACAAUAAUGUGGGAAAUACAGAUUUAUCCCUACACACGUGGCUCUUUUUGGUGUUUAUGUAAACUUUUCUUAGAAAUUAUUUGCAGCCUCAAUGAUAAGAAGCUUUGAGGUCGGAGCCACUGGGUGACGUCCAUCACACCCCCCACCUUUGGUCAACCCAACCUAGUCCAGCAUGUUGUUUGUGACUGUGGAAGAAAACCAAAGUACCUGUUAAAAACCCACCCACUGUUCUUGUUGUAAGGCAAGAGCACUGACCACUCCUCCACCGUGGGGCCCGUUGUUUCACCUGCUGUUUUGUAUGUAAUUUUCCAUUGACGUCUGAUGGAGCGACUGCUCUGCUGCACAUCCUGAACCAGUAGGUACUGAAUGACACCAGUGUCAGCAGUGGCGCUGAUGUUCUCCGACGAUAGUGUUACCAUCCUUUUGAUCUUUACUAUUGUACUUAUUGUAAUUGCGUCUUCAGGUUUGUUCACACUUUUCCUCCACUCCCAGUUUAGUGUACUCUUAAUAUAACCCUACUUGUUACCUUGGAAACUAAGAGGCACACACGCAACAUUUAACUGUGUCUAAAAUUAUACGUGGUUAUAAUCAAAUAUAAAGCAGAGCCAUAUUGUUUAUUUGAACGUCCCUCUCCUUUGACACGACUGGAUGCUGAACGAUGCAGGUGACUGUGUUCCACGUCCCACGAACAGACCCUCCUACUGGAAAUCCAGCUGGAGGUCUGGAUAACUAUUUAUCACAUGCAAAUUCUCUAAAAAAAAAAACCAUGGAAACUGUAACCUCACGGCUGAGAUAAAUAACUGCACAGCAAAACUUUAACUCGGUCCUGAUUCUAUAUGUGAACCACAGACUUAAAGGCCGUGCAGCUACAUUUGUUCGAAAACAUCCUUAAAUUAUGCUCUACCACACAGAGAGAAUUUCAAUGAGACCUUUGAAGCCUACAGAGAGCUGACCCUGGUCCUCCUCAACAGUCUACCAUAUUGUAAUGACCAGUCUUCAUGUUUUUGGACUUUGAGUUUCAACAGAAACCCCACACACAAACUGCAAACUUCAGGGGCAGAGCGAGUUUAUCUUAGCUUGAAUACUUGCCCACGGACCAUAUUUCGGAGAAAAUCUAUCUUACUGCUGGGUUUUAGUGUUUAUUUUAGCCAAAAACACAUUGACACACAAAUGUUUUUUUUUUACCUGUAGCAAUUAAAACAUUUUUUAUUAAAGAUUUGAAUGAUUUGUUUAGAAGACACAAAGACUGAAAACAUAGC